UAAUACUAAAGCCAAAAUAUACUCAUCACCCAAAAAGCCCUAUCUCUCUCUCUGUAAUACUCAUAGUCUAAUACAGUGCAACCACGGCGCGAAGCAAACCCAGCCCCUCCGACCGACCGCCCGCCCAGUCAAUAGCCACCACCGGUCUCCAAGCACCAAGUUUCAAGUCACCUCCCAGUACCAACGGCAACCCAAAGUCCGCGCAGCUCUAACCAUCUCCAGUUCACUCAACCCAAAACUCUGAGGCGCUGAUCUUCUUUCUCUGGCAAGCUUCAAAAUCUAAGUUUCUCUCGGGUUUUGCUGGGGAAAAUUUCAGAAACGGGUAUCACAUUGUUUGAGUUGAAUGGGUCCUCGUUCAGCAAAGAGAAAGGGUGUCCGAUGUGAGAGUGCGGCUACUCAGGAAUGUAAUGACGACAACCCUGAUUUGAGGCUGCAGAGGCGAUUGAGGAGAAAAGGCAUAGAUGCUGAAAUUUUUAACUCAAACUCUCACAGCAACAUCCGAUUAGGGGGCGCAGAUAACCAGAAAUGUGGUGAAGCUGACUCUGAUUUGAGGUCUCAGAGGCGAUUAAAGAGAGAACGCUUAAGUAACCAACUCAACCCAAUAUCUAGCAGCAGGGCUUCAAAGGCAAUAAAAAAGAACGUAGCCGGAGAAAAAUUAGAGCUUUUGGAACCUGCGAGUUUUUCAAAUAUUAGAUGUAAGCAUGGUGAUUAUGAUUGUAAUGAUGUUGCUGCUCCUGCUGCUGAUGAGGAGGUGGAUGAUCCUGGGUAUAUUAUGUUCUUGAAAAAUUUGAGGAAAAAUGGAAAUUCAUAUUCAGUUGAGUUUGUUCAUGAAAAUGGUAUGACUGAACUAAUCAACUAUGAUGUAGAAGAAGACAAGCGUCCUAGUAUGAGAUUUGGCUCUGUGCGUAAUCAAGUUCAGCUUGUUGAUAAUCAAUUUGACCAUGAAGAUGAAUUAGAUGAAGAAUAUAACAAGUUGUUGGCUUCUUUUCUUCCCAUCACAAAUGACAAUUCGUAUAUAACACCUGACUCAAGGGACAAUGAAAAUGAUGGAGAAUAUUGCAGAUUUAUUGAUCCUCUUAGUGGUCGAACAAGUGGGCAUUCUAAUUUGAAACAUGGUUUUGAAGCUGAUUGCAAUCAGGGAGAUGAAUAUAAUGAGUAUCUCUCAUAUCUGGAUCGCUGUGUUCUAGCUGAUGAGAAUACAAUGCCUGAGAUCCAUGGACGCCCUAAGAAAUCUGACAAGGUUGUUCUAGAUGAUGAGACUACAAUGCCUGAGAUCCAUGAACGCUCUAAGAAAUCUGACAAGGUUGUUCUAGAUGAUGAGAAUACAAUGCCUGAGAUCCAUGAAAGCCCAAAGAAAUCUGACAAGGUUGAGGAGAUUCAGCUUCGGGGUCAAUGUGACCAGGAAGAUGAAUUUGAAAAUAUGUGCCCAGACUAUCUUGCGUUUCUGGAUUUCCUGGAAAAAGAAGGUGAAGAAACCAUGUUUAGCUUCAAUGAUAGUACAGAGAAACUUGAUCAGGAUGAGGAGGAGGAUUUGGAAAUAGUUACAUUGGACAAGGACCCUCACGUUGAGUCUACAAGAAUAAAUAUAGAUUUAGAGAACUUGAAUUUGGCUGAAGAUGGUAACAGAAGUCAAUCCCAAUCUCGGUUUAAGAAGGAGCUCAUGGAUAUAUUGAAAAGUCCUUAUGACCCACAACAGCAUAGAGUUCUUUGGCAUGAAGUAUCUUGUCGCAGACCCAAAGUUAAAGAAAUAAAUUUGCGGAGCCAAACAAAAUCAUGUCCAUUGGAAAACAGCUUUGGAAAAUCGUAUCUUGAUCAAUAUAAAGAUUUUGCUGAGCAGAUUGAACUAUUUAAAUAUGAUGAGCUUAAAUCUCUAAAUCUAUUACGAGGAUUCUUUCACUGGUUGAAGAAUUUAUCCCAUGAUGGAGUGUUAGCCCCUUGGAAGGAUCCAUCAUUUUUGGAAUGUUGGCACGAAAAUAACUGAUGACAUGUAAUUGAUCUAAUUUUUAGUGAUGAAUUAUGAAAGCAUGGUUAAAGAACAAAUUGAUCUAAUUUUGGCUAGUUUCAUUCUCACAUACUGUUCAGUAUUAACUUGUCUGUCUUCUGCUAAAAAAGUAAAUUUGUAUAAUUAUGUGGAGUUUAACUUGUGUGAAGUUUAACUUAUGAGAGAAGAACAUUGGAAAUGACAUUCUUCAAUGAUAGUAUUGAACUUAAAUUC
Humulus lupulus (European hop) is the source of this 2215-nucleotide messenger RNA. RefSeq lists its product as uncharacterized. The record is from RefSeq and is a predicted model, not a curated record. The transcript is spliced from 5 exons. NCBI's taxonomy places the organism in Eukaryota, Viridiplantae, Streptophyta, Magnoliopsida, Rosales, Cannabaceae. Bases 344 to 1981 code for a protein of 545 amino acids.